This is a messenger RNA of Athalia rosae (coleseed sawfly), 4088 nucleotides long. It is a transcript of the gene Gycalpha99B, whose product is annotated as head-specific guanylate cyclase. Gene Ontology annotation, biological process: response to oxygen levels; cGMP biosynthetic process. The transcript is spliced from 12 exons. The record is from RefSeq and is a predicted model, not a curated record. Bases 1071 to 3188 code for a protein of 705 amino acids. Gene Ontology annotation, cellular component: guanylate cyclase complex, soluble. Gene Ontology annotation, molecular function: heme binding; guanylate cyclase activity. NCBI's taxonomy places the organism in Eukaryota, Metazoa, Arthropoda, Insecta, Hymenoptera, Athaliidae.
GGGGGGACGUGGGCUCGUAGAGGUGGUAGUUGAAGCCGUUGGUGGUGGGCGCAGAGAGCUGGUGGAACUCCCUCGGUCAAUUUUCAUCCAGUAUGGCGCGUAGCGCCCUGUCACAACCGGCGUUGCGGUAUGUUACCUAUAAAUUUUACCGAAUCGUUUCGAGUUAGUGUUCCUCGUCAUCGUCGUACGUCACCGCACCGCCGCGCGUGUUCCGGAAAAACGUCGAGGAGAACGAUCGCUAGAAUAAAGAGAAAAAAAAAUCGGUAAACAUCCCUAAACGAACGAAUAAACAAACGGGAGAAUUAACCACUCUCUUCCCCGUCGGCCUAAUUUUUCAUUUCUCUCCUCCGACGCCGCACGCACAGGCCUUCCAAGCGGCAGGGAAAGGGUGCGAUUCCGACCCUACGACCGUACACCAGAUGCAAUAACACGAACAACUCGUGUCCGAAGUCAUGCGCGUACUGCUGCCGAUGCUAAUGAUACCGCCGCUGCACCCCGCGUCCUUCUUCGGGGUCGACCGGAGGAUUUGAAAAAAAAAAGAAAAGUCCACGACUUAUGAAACACGAAUACCUCCCUCCACCGGUGAAAGAUUCGCCCCCCACCCCCCCGCAUCAACGCUCAUGAUAAUUCAUCGCGAGAUUGACACCUCGUUAAAUAUUCUUAAUUAGUAUCGUAUCCGAGCGUCUCGUCUCGGUAAUGCGAGUAUGCGUGCACCUCUACACACCUUAUAAAUACGUCUGUACACCGAAGUACCUCAACUCGGCCCGACUUCGAAACUCGAGUCAUAACUCGAGUCACUUUCUCCAACGGGCUGGCGGGACGUCCCCCGCAAACAUCGCGGGUGAUUAUUCGAUUUGACGAACAUGAACCAAGCUUCUCGUUUUCGACGACACAGCUGAUGACGGUAUAAACAAACGGCGUCAUUGCGACCAGAGCUACGAAAGUCGUGCGACGUGAGACACCUCCGAGGGAGCACCUCGUAAUUUGGGGGCGAGCGGGGUGAGUCGAGCACGUGCGGGUUCGCACAUCAUCCCGAGUACCGGAAUAUUUGAGAGAACGUUCUCCGCGAAAUGGCCUGUCCGUUUUCUCGUCGGUACGUGACAGCCGCCGCCCGCGAGCAGGACGACGUCGAUCGCGAUUCCGAAGGAGCGAGGGAUCAUCAACACCAGCACCACCAGAAGAUGAGAACUACGAGACAAUCAUCCGUACAAAUUACGUCGUUCCUAGGGGACGACGUCGACGAUCAAGAAAACACGCAAACUCUCAACCUGAAACACCUGAGGGCGGCAGUUCUCGUCCUCACUAAUCCAUCGAACGAGGCGAUCGCUACGGCUCUGAGGGUGGUGAUAAGCAGGGACGAGUUACCGCUUUCGACGGCAGCUACUUUGAACAAACUUUUGGACAAUCCCGAUACCGACGUCAACUACAAUCUUCUGGAGGACAUUUAUGAAACGCUCAAUUGCGGUUGCGACGCGGACGUGAAUAGCUUCCUGGACGAAUUGGGGCAAGAAUUGAUAGCGACCGCCUGCGUUGGUCUUUUGGAAAGGGCGUUCCGUUGCCUCGGUGACGACCUGUCGGCCUUUUUGACGACCCUCGACGGCGUAAAUGACGUUGUUCAACACCAGUCCGGCUCGGAGAACGAGGCCGAGUUCGUAUGCACCGCGAACCAGGAGGCCCUCGAGCUACACUUCACCACGGAACACCCGUCGGUCGCAUACCUUUUGGUUGGAAGUUUAAAAGGGAUCGCCAGGCAGUUUUACAACGACAAGGCGGACGUGUACAUUUUACCGGAUGCGUAUAAUUCGAAAUUUUUCAGAUAUCGAAUAACACCGGAGAGAUAUGAGAAAAUGGACGAGAACGAGGACGAGGAGGACGACGAGGAGGACGCCCGUGACGUAAUAACCGGCGCUUUCCGCCCUUUGUCCAAGUCAGCCUUCGACCUGAGGGUCGGGGUAACGAGUUUCUGCAAAGCUUUUCCAUGGCACUUCGUCGUCGAUCGUCGACUGGAGCUCGUGCAACUGGGCGCGGGGUUCAUGAGGAUUUUUGGCCAUCUCUUCAACAGGCUAGGAAUGGACAUUUCGACCUACUUCGUCUUCAGCAGACCGAGGGGCGUCACGAUCAGCUUCCACGAAAUUUUAAAACGUGCCAACACACCCUUCGUCCUCACCCUGCGGAAGCCACCGGGGGUCGAAAAAUUCGCCGCUGAGGGACUAGAGUUGAAGGGUCAAAUGGUGCACUGCCCGGAAUCAGAUUCGAUCCUAUUCGUCAGUUCGCCUUUUCUGAACGGACUCGAGGGCCUCACCGGCCGGGGUCUUUUCAUCUCGGAUAUUCCCCUCCACGACGCUACCAGAGACGUCAUAUUGGUCGGCGAGCAGGCCAGGGCGCAGGACGGCCUGAGACGACGGAUGGAUAAAUUGAAAAGUUCCAUCGAGGAAGCGAACCGUGCAGUUGACACGGAGAGAGAGAAAAAUGUCAGUCUUCUUCAUCUUAUCUUCCCACCAGACAUAGCCAAACGUCUUUGGCUCGGAGAAACGAUCGAAGCGAAAACCUACGCCGACGUAACGAUGCUCUUCAGUGACAUAGUUGGCUUCACAGCGAUUUGUUCAACUGCCACGCCGAUGAUGGUAAUCAACAUGUUGCAGAACAUAUACGAGAAGUUCGAUAUCUACUGCGGGCAGCUCGACGUCUACAAGGUGGAGACGAUCGGUGACGCCUACUGCGUGGCCUGCGGACUUCACAGGAACACGAAAACGCACGCUCAGCAAAUAGCCUGGAUGGCAUUAAAGAUGAUCGAGACGUGUUCCCGCCAUCUGACACACGACGGUAAACCGAUAAAGAUGCGAAUCGGCAUCCACACCGGCACAGUGUUGGCCGGUGUCGUUGGAAAAAAGAUGCCACGCUACUGUCUUUUCGGUCACAACGUAACUUUGGCCAACAAAUUUGAAUCCACCAGCGAACCGCUGAGAAUCAACAUCAGCCCCACCACCUAUCCGAGUCUCACCGAGGUACCUGGAUUCAUUUUGGAGCCGCGAAGCAAGGACAAUCUCCCGAAGGAAAUGCCGGCCAACGUACCGGGGACUUGUCACUUUUUGAACGGCUACAAGCACUGCGACGUUGACGAAGACGCGCCUCUCGAAUCUCACAUAAAAGUGGCCCUCGAGGAACUGGGCAUCGCAAACAGUACGUAGAUAAUGGGUAAUGGAAAACUAUUAUACAUACAAAUAUUAUGUAUGCAAUUUAUACAUACACAUUAUAUAUACACGCGCAGUGGAAAAAAACAAAAUGAUAUUAUAAAUAAUUAUAAAUAAACGUUAAAUAUUAUCGUAACAAUUGAUAUGUGUUAUUGUAUACAUGUUUAUAUAGCUAUAUUAUCUAUAUAUUAUGAAACACUGAAAUAUAAUGGAUAUGAAAAAGUAUGCGUCGAGUGGUUUUAUAUUACGCGCGGUAAGUACGCAGCACGCGCGUACUUACCGCGGAUGAGUAUCUGACAAUUUACACACUACGAAAUAACAAUUAAUGUGACGCGUAUAACGCGAGUCAAUUAUCGUUUCGAUAAUGACACGUGACUAAUGGAAGUGAAGAAAUUAAUACGAUAUACGCAGCAAUCGAUAUGUGAAGACUAUUAUGCGAACAAUAUCGAAAAACUGAACAAGUGUAAUAACGAGCAGUAUGAUAAUUGAAUAACCGCACCGCACCACGUAUGUAGAUCCCCUUAAGGACGCAGCCAUAUAAAUAAAGUGUACAUGAGACUACGAUUAUUUCACCUAAAUGUAUAUGUAUAUAUAUAUAUCCGUAAUAUGAUGUACGAAUAGGUGAAUUAUAAUUAGGUAUAACGAUAUGAAUACCAUAAAACUAUUUGUAUGCGGUGGAAGAGAGGGAGGGGCUGAAAAUUUCUGUCGCAAUAACGUAAUUGAAUACGGCCGUAUAGACUAAUUGAAAAGCGGACACAUCGAGGGAAUAAAUGAAAUGACUGAAUAAAUAUGACGAAUUCUAUUUAUGUGGCUAUUCGAAAGUAUGUUUGUAAUUGUAGACGAGAGCUUCUGAAAAUAUACCCCUGGCAUGGAAAAUAAAAUUACUCAAACUUUGAA